AUGAAUCAUGAAGAAAUCAAGGCAGAAGACAAUGUUUCCACAGUAAUUCAAUUUGUUCUGCUGGGCUUCUCUGAUCUUUCUACCCUCCAAGGUUUUCUGUCUGGAGUGUUCUCCAUCAUUUAUAUGAUUAUCCUAAUUGGAAAUUGCCUCAUAAUAAUGAUAACAAAGAUAGAUCCUGUAUUAAAGAAACCUAUGUAUUUUUUCCUGGCAAAUUUUUCUUUUCUGGAAAUCUGUUAUGUAACAGUCACUGUCCCUAGGAUACUGUUCAACAUUUGGACUCAGGAUAGACACAUUUCUAUAUUGGCCUGUGCGGUCCAAAUGUGCUUCUUCCUUAUGUUGGGAACUACUGAGUCUUUCCUUCUAGCUGUGAUGUCCUACGACCGCUAUGUGGCCAUUUGUAAUCCUCUGCAUUAUCCCUUGGUCAUGAACCCAACAAAGUGUACCCAACUGGCAGCAGUGUCUUGGCUCACUGGCAUCCCAAUCCAGGUAGGGCAAACCUGCCAGAUAUUCUCUCUGCACUUCUGCAAUUCUAACCAAAUAAACCACUUCUUCUGUGACAUACCGCCCAUUCUCAAGCUGGGCUGUGGGGAUACAUCAGUGCAUGAACUGUCCGUCUAUGUGGUUGUUAUGAUGGUGGCUGCCGUCCCUUUCAUACUGGUGCUUACUUCUUACAGCAGAAUUAUUGUCACCAUCCUGAGGUUGCCAACCACCAAAGGACGUACUAAAGCCUUCUCCACAUGUUCUUCCCAUCUGCUGGUGGUGGUUUUGUUUUAUGGAUCUGCUACUGUUACAUACUUAAGACCCAAAUCCACUCAUUCUCCAGGUACAGACAAACUCCUCUCUCUGUUCUACACCAUUGUAACCCCCAUGUUCAAUCCCAUGAUAUACAGUCUUAGGAACAAGGAAGUGAUUGCAGCACUGAGAAAAAUGAUUCUUUUAAAAUAG
This is a messenger RNA of Nannospalax galili (Upper Galilee mountains blind mole rat), 945 nucleotides long. RefSeq names its product olfactory receptor 10AG1-like. The transcript has a single exon. The record is from RefSeq and is a predicted model, not a curated record. Gene Ontology annotation, cellular component: membrane. Gene Ontology annotation, biological process: G protein-coupled receptor signaling pathway. The coding region runs from base 1 to 945 and encodes 314 amino acids. NCBI's taxonomy places the organism in Eukaryota, Metazoa, Chordata, Mammalia, Rodentia, Spalacidae. Gene Ontology annotation, molecular function: olfactory receptor activity; G protein-coupled receptor activity.